CUCCCAACCUGGGCAGCCAUGGCGACGCUGGCGCGACGAGGCCUAAUGGCGGCCCGGCAGGCGGGGCUCAUCCCGCCCCCGGCCUCGGUUUUGGCCGUGAGAUUUGCAUCCAAGAAGACGGGUGGAAGUUCCAAGAACCGUGGAGGAAAAGCUCGAGGCAAACACUUUGGCUUCAAAAAGUUGGAUGGUCAGUACGUCCACGCCGGCAACAUCAUCGCAACUCAGCGCACUUUUCGCUGGCACCCGGGAGCCCACGUGGGGCUGGGCAAGAACAAGAGCCUCUUUGCGCUGGAGGAAGGGACCGUGCGCUACACCAAAGAAGUGUACGUGCCCUCCCCCAGCAACACCGAGGCUGGGGACAUCAUCCGCCAGCUCCCCCAGGGCGCCGUGCUCUACAAGACCUUCGUCCACGUUGUUCCCGCCCAACCGGUGGGCACCUUCAAGCUGGUGACCAUGCUCUGACGCUGUGGGCCGGGCAUGAGUACCCACAGUUGGACCCUUGGACCCUGGGACGGGUUGGCGGGCUGAACGCCUGCAGUAAAGCCGGAAUAAAGGAGAUUCCACACAGUG
Molecule: messenger RNA, 570 nt
Organism: Tachyglossus aculeatus (Australian echidna)
Lineage: Eukaryota; Metazoa; Chordata; Mammalia; Monotremata; Tachyglossidae
Gene: MRPL27
Product: mitochondrial ribosomal protein L27
Exons: 4
Coding region: 19-462 (147 amino acids)
Biological process (GO): translation
Cellular component (GO): mitochondrial large ribosomal subunit; ribosome
Molecular function (GO): structural constituent of ribosome
Source: RefSeq, a predicted model, not a curated record